Messenger RNA from Lathyrus sativus (Indian pea), 858 nucleotides. The record is from the annotation of a GenBank genome assembly. Lineage: Eukaryota; Viridiplantae; Streptophyta; Magnoliopsida; Fabales; Fabaceae.
AUGCCUUCAGGUCCUAAGAAGAGAAAAGCUGCUAGGAGGAAGAAGGAACUUAACCUCUCAUCAACCAAUAACCCUCCUCAAGGAAAUCAUGAUUUGAAGAUUCGAAAUGAGAAAACGGAUGAUGGCAGAGGCGAUAAUUUGCCUGCAUAUCACGAGAAUAGUGACAUUCGUGAUCAAUUUGAUGAUGGAAGUGAAAUGGUUCAUAAGAGAGACCCGUCAACUGCUCGACCAAUUGCUUCUGAUGUUGUGUCUGUGGAAGAAGUUUGUGGAAAGAAGGAUAUUGUUGUUAUGAUAAAGAAAGGUUUGAGACCUAAGGAUGGUUAUGAGAAAGAAAAUGGAAGGUUGGAGCAUAUUGAAACUGCGAAGGAAUUAUGUUACGAGAGUGGUAUUUCAAAUGGUGAAUCCCUAGCUGAAAAGAACUCAAAGGAUGAGAUUUAUAAUUUGCUUGAAGAGAAAACUGCAUGUCAUGAGUUGGUUAAACCGGAUUUAUCUUCAGCUUCCAACACGACUGCGGUUUCCAUGUCUGGGAUAGCAAAGUGCAAUACUGGAGUAUCCCCUCUUCUAGAAGUGAUUGAUCUUACUGGGAAGAUGAAUCAGGAUAGCGUAUAUCCCUUAACAAAUGCAAAUGCUACAGCAUUGAGUUUGGAGGAUCCUAAGCCAAAGGAAUUGAAUAGUAAAGUGUUAACUUCAUUGUCUCGUAGUCCAUUGACUAAUGGUGCAGUACAUACUAAGAAUUCCAAGACUCCAGAAUGCUCAAAAAAUCAGACUUCCGUAAGGUUGGCUCCAAAUUUAGUGCAGAAGACUUCAUGGUGGAGUUGCUGUGGAAUGUUUGAAGUUUUGUCAGGUUCAAAUAGAUAA